Messenger RNA from Symbiodinium sp. CCMP2456, 480 nucleotides. The record is from the annotation of a GenBank genome assembly. Lineage: Eukaryota; Dinophyceae; Suessiales; Symbiodiniaceae.
AUGCCGGCGGCCUGCACCGCAGAGUACACUGUUCGCCUCGCCGCCACCGCUGAAGAGGUGGCACACUGCCAGUCUCUUCGACGUGAGGUGUUUGUCCAGGAACAAAAGCUUCCUGCGGAGGCAGAGGAUGAUGGACUGGAUCCAGAUGCCCUGCACAUCAUGUGCACUGAGGACAGCCAGCUGAUUGCAACUGGGCGGGUCCUGAUCACCCGCCCAGUUGCGUCUGAGUCCAGGGCGGUCCUUGCUCGGGUCGCCGUCAAAGCGGACCACCGAGGCCGAGGUUUGGGGAGUCGGAUUGUACAGGAGCUCGAGACACUCGCCCGAUCCAAAGGGGCCAGCCAUGCAAGCUUAACUCCGCACCACUACCUGGAGCGGUUCUAUUCGCGCAUGGGAUAUCGACGGCCUUCCAAUGAUGCCAUCAUCCACAUCACUGACGAGUGCCAGCUCAUAACAAUGGAGAAAUGCCUUGAUGUGGGAUAG